GUACCGAGUGUUGAUUAAUUAGACAUCUUGAUUGACGGCAGAAAAGCGUGUCUCCUGUGGGAGUUAUUAGUUACCGAAUAAAUUUUGUGAUACACGUCAUUAUGUUAUCUAUCAAGCUAAACAAAACAACAACUAAUUAUACUCACUUUUUUUCUCGUUUUUUUGCAGAUUUAGUUAACUCCCCGACGUCGUCGCGUCCUAAUUUGGGUCCAAGUUUCUCGCAACAGGGGUUUUUCUCCUCAUCGCGUGACAGUUUGAGUCUCGCGGGCACAGCAUGCGGCACGGCGUUGUCUUCGGCGUCGCAACGUCAAACACUGAAUCCGCAUGUGAGUGCCGCCAAGUCAGAAAUGGAUUUGACAACGCGGAAAAAUAGGAAAAAGGAACGCGGAAGACUAAAAGCUGCGAGCGGCGAACAACCCUUGCUUGGUUCAUGGAGUAGAUCCGGUACGCGGGAAUCGAAUGCAAACACUAUCGACACUGCCACGUCAACGCAUCAUCUGGCGCCAACAACGAGCGGCAACACAAAUAAUAAUAAUAGUAAUAACGGGAAUAGUAGUACGAAUAACGAUUGUAAUGGAAAUGAAAGACUGCGUCGUUCAGGUUGUUCCUCGGCGUCACAAAACAAAAAAUCAAGCGGCACAAAAUGGACCUUUGUGUUCGAUCCGGCGGGCCGUUUGUGUUAUUACUGGUCAAUGGUUGUAUCGUUGGCUUUUUUGUACAACUUUUGGGUGAUCAUCUACCGCUUCGCAUUUCAGGAGAUAAACGGCGAAUCGAUUGUCGUGUGGUUCUGCCUGGAUUACUUUAGCGACUUUUUGUAUCUCGUCGACAUUCUCUUUCACUUCCGUACGGGUUACCUCGAAGAUGGCGUCCUGCAAACGGAUAGCACGAAAUUACGUCAACACUACAUGAAUUCAACGACAUUUUACAUAGAUUGCCUUUGUUUGCUACCAUUAGAUUUUUUAUAUUUGUCCAUAGGAUAUAACUCGAUAUUGCGAUCGUUUCGUCUCGUGAAAAUUUAUCGGUUUUGGGCGUUCAUGGAUCGCACGGAGCGUCAUACGAACUAUCCGAACUUGUUUCGAUCGACGUCGCUGAUCCAUUAUUUGCUCGUAAUUUUCCACUGGAAUGGCUGUUUGUACCAUAUUAUCUAUAAGAAUAACGGUUUCGGCUCGAAAAAUUGGGUGUAUCACGAUAGCGAGUCAGCGGAUGUCGUCAAGCAGUAUUUGCAGAGUUACUAUUGGUGCACUCUUGCUCUGACGACAAUCGGGGAUCUGCCAAGACCUCGUUCGAAGGCGGAAUAUGUCUUCGUUAUCGGGCAAUUGCUGUUCGGCCUUAUGCUAUUUGCGACAGUUCUCGGGCACGUGGCAAAUAUUGUAACUUCAGUGAGUGCAGCACGAAAGGAAUUUCAAGCUAAAUUGGAUGGCGUCAAAACCUACAUGAGGAUGCGUCGAGUACCCAAUCAUUUACAGGUGAAGGUUAUCAAAUGGUUUGAUUAUUUAUGGCUGACACAGAAGUGUUCGGAUGAGGAGAAGGCUGUGUCAUGUCUUCCUGAUAAAUUAAAGGCUGAAAUAGCGAUAAAUGUUCAUUUAGAUACACUUAAGCGGGUAGAAAUAUUCCAAAAUACCGAAGCUGGUUUUUUAUGUGAAUUAGUGUUACGUUUACGUCCUGUGCUGUUUUCACCUGGCGACUACAUUUGCCGUAAAGGUGAAGUGGGCAAGGAAAUGUAUAUAGUUAAUCGAGGACGACUGCAAGUUGUUGCUGACAACGGUAAAACUGUGAUGGCCUCCCUGAAAGCUGGCUCAUAUUUUGGCGAAAUCAGUAUACUUAAUAUGGGGACGGCAGGUAAAGCACUCGGUAAUCGUCGUACAGCUAGCGUCAGGUCUGUAGGUUAUAGCGAUUUGUUUGUGCUGAGCAAGAAGGACAUGUGGGAUGUGCUGAAGGAAUAUCCGGCGGCGCGCGUUCGUCUCGAGGCAAUUGCGGUUAAACGUUUGGAGAAAUACAAGAAGGCGCCUCUCGAAAAAGUUGCCAUGGGACGCUGCCAAUCAACUCCUGCUUUAGUAGAAACGAAAGGUCGAACUACGUUAGAGGAAAUGUGGCUUGCUCCGUGUCCCGUAACUGCAGCGACGCCUGCUCCAACGACUUAUAGUCAAGCAAAUUAUAGUCAAAUGACGAGUCCAAAGCAGCAUCGAACGGAAACAACAGGACUCAAAACUGCCGAUUCGCAUGUUUCGCUGAGCCCGAGUGUUCACAGCAGCGAAGAUAGACCAAGAAGUCGUGCGACAACGUCUCGUCCUCAAUCUCAACCGAGUCGAGGAGGCUGUGAGUCGUUGAUCCAUCUCGAAUCAUCGGGCGCAACGCCAUUACUUGGCUCCCAUGAAGCACUCGAGGGUGAAAUAAAGCGACUACGUGAACGCCUUCGAACCGUCGAAUCGGAAAAUUUUGCGCUCCAUACGAAACUCGAUCAGCAGCAACUCGAAGUUGAACACCGACUGUUGGAAAUUGAGAUGCAAAUUCGCGGCGAAUCGUCAGCAGCUACCUCCGUGAGCGGCGAACAUGAUGCCGACGAACUCGAGCGAAAUCAAGAGAGCAUCAUAUAACAUAAUGGCGGGCUGCCUACUUCUAAAGUUGCCUUAUUGUAUGUGCGAUGCAUGACGUAAACGACAAAAAAAAACGAACGAAAAAAAAUUAUAAAAAAAAAAUU
Molecule: messenger RNA, 2698 nt
Organism: Culicoides brevitarsis
Lineage: Eukaryota; Metazoa; Arthropoda; Insecta; Diptera; Ceratopogonidae
Product: cyclic nucleotide-gated cation channel alpha-3
Exons: 9
Coding region: 102-2594 (830 amino acids)
Biological process (GO): monoatomic cation transmembrane transport
Cellular component (GO): intracellular cyclic nucleotide activated cation channel complex; plasma membrane
Molecular function (GO): intracellularly cAMP-activated cation channel activity; intracellularly cGMP-activated cation channel activity; protein-containing complex binding
Source: RefSeq, a predicted model, not a curated record